AUGUCAUUUAAUGUACCUAAAGAAGAAGAAAAGGUUUUGGCGUUUUGGCGCGAAAUUGAUGCCUUUCGCACCCAACUAAAGCUUUCCGAAGGACGUCCUGAAUUUACUUUCUUUGACGGUCCUCCUUUUGCAACUGGUCUCCCACAUCAUGGACAUUUGCUUGCUUCCACAAUCAAGGAUAGCGUUACUCGUUACGCCUGUUUGAAGGGCUACCACGUUGAACGCCGUUUCGGUUGGGAUACUCAUGGUUUACCCGUUGAGCAUGAAAUAGAUAAGAAGCUUGGUAUUUCUAGAACUGAGGAUGUCAUGAGAAUUGGCAUUGACAAAUAUAAUGCUGAGUGUCGUAACAUUGUUAUGACUUAUGCUGCCGAAUGGCGUGCAACUGUUGAGCGUUUGGGUCGUUGGAUUGACUUUGAUAACGACUAUAAGACUUUGUACCCUUCUUUCAUGGAAAGUAUUUGGUGGGUUUUUAAGGAACUUUUUGAAAAGAAGAAGGUUUAUCGUGGAUUCCGUGUUAUGCCUUAUUCUACUGCUUGUACAACCCCUUUAAGUAACUUUGAAGCUCAGCAAAAUUACAAGGAAGUUCCUGAUCCUGCAGUUGUUGUUGCUUUUGAACUUGUCAACGAUCCAGAAGUCGGUGUUCUUGCUUGGACCACCACUCCUUGGACAUUGCCUUCCAAUUUGGCUUUAGCUGUUAACCCCAAACUUGAAUACCUAAAGAUUUUGGAUAAGGAGUCAAACAAAAAAUACAUUUUACAAGAGGCUUGUCUUGGAAUUCUCUACAAGAACCCCAAAAAGGCUAGCUUUGAAAUUUUGGAGCGCUUCAGCGGUUCUAAAUUGAACGGAUCGAAGUAUAAGCCUCUUUUCCCUUACUUUGCUUCUGAUUAUGAAGAACGUGCUUUUGUUAUAUACGGUGCUGAUUACGUUGAAGAAGGUUCUGGUACUGGUAUUGUUCACCAAGCUCCUGCUUUCGGUGAAGCAGAUUAUGACGCUGCUUGGGCAAACGGUAUUAUCGAUGCUGAUCAUCCUGCUCCAUGCCCUAUUGAUGAAAAGGGUUGCUAUACCGAAGAAAUCUCUGACUUUGUUGGCCAAUACGUCAAGGAUGCCGAUAAAGAAAUUAUCCGUACUUUAAAGAAUAGAGGCUCUUUAGUGCGCCAUAGCCAAGUUUUCCAUAGUUACCCCUUCUGUUGGCGUUCGGACACACCCCUUCUAUACCGUGCUGUACCCAGUUGGUUUGUUAAGGUUAAAGGUAUCACUGAUCAAAUGGUGGACAAUGUGAUGAAAACGCACUGGGUCCCUCAAAACAUUCGUGAUAAGCGUUUUGCCAACUGGCUUAGCAAUGCUCGUGAUUGGAAUGUUUCACGUAACAGAUACUGGGGUACUCCUAUUCCUUUGUGGGCUAGUGAAGACUACGAAGAAAUUAUUUGCAUUGGUUCAGUUAAGGAACUUGAGGAGCUUUCCGGUGUUUCAGGUAUUAAGGACCUCCAUAGAGAUAGUAUCGACCAUAUUACUAUCCCUUCAAAGCAAGGUAAAGGUACUCUUCGCCGUAUUUCCGAAGUUUUUGAUUGUUGGUUUGAAUCGGGUAGCAUGCCUUAUUCUUCUCGUCAUUAUCCUUUUGAAAAUUCAGAGAGUUUCAUGAAUGGUUUCCCCGCCGACUUCAUCUCUGAAGGUGUUGAUCAGACCCGUGGUUGGUUCUACACGCUUACCGUAUUGGGCACAUUAUUACAUGGCGUCGCUCCUUACAAGAACGUAAUUGUUAGCGGCUUGGUCAUGGCUGAAGACGGUAAAAAAAUGUCUAAGCGUCUUAAGAAUUAUCCUGAACCUAAUUAUGUUAUCCAAAAGUAUGGUUCUGAUGCUCUCCGUCUGUUCCUCAUUAAUUCUCCAGUCGUACGUGCUGAAGUUUUGAAGUUUAAGGAAGAGGGUGUUAGAGAAGUUGUCACGAGAGUCUUGAUUCCUUGGUGGAACAGUUAUAAGUUUUUUGAUGGCCAAGCUGCUCUUUAUAAGAAGGUGACCGGAAAAGAUUUCGUAUAUAAGGAAGAUGCUGAGCUUAGCAAGAACGUCAUGGACCGCUGGAUUCUUGCUCGCUGUCAAUAUCUUAUUCAGUUCGUUGAUCAAGAAAUGCAGCAAUACCGUCUGUACACGGUUGUCCCUCAAUUACUUGGUCUUAUUGAAGAAAUGACUAACUGGUACAUCCGUUUCAACAGACGUAGAUUGAAGGGUGAAAACGGUGAGCAGGAAACUGUUGUGGCUUUGAAUGUCCUCUUCACUGUUUUGUUUACCCUUGCCCGCAUCAUGGCUCCUUUCACACCUUACAUAACUGAGAACAUUUACCAACAACUCAGAAACUACAUGGAUAUUGAUCAUAAUGACAUCUCUUUACGCUCGGUUCACUUUCUUCCUUUCCCUUCAUAUAGAGAAGAGCUUUCAGAUGAGACUGUUUUGCGUCGUGUCAAGCGCAUGCAAACUAUUAUUGAUCUUACUCGUUAUGUGCGUGAACAAAACAAUAUUUCUUUGAAGACACCUUUGAGAAAUCUUGUGGUUAUCGUCACUGAUCCUGAAUAUCUUGAGGAUGCUAAGUCAUUGGAGGCUUAUAUUCUGGAAGAACUCAACGUCCGUGAAGUCGUUUUCACCGCCGAAGAAGAAAAGUAUGGCGUUGUUUACAGUGCUCAAGCUGAUUGGCCUGUUUUGGGUAAGAAGCUUCGUAAAGAUAUGGCACGCGUUAAGAAGGCUCUUCCCAGCGUUACUACCGAAGACGUCAAACAAUUCCAAAAGAAUAAAGAGAUGCUUCUUGAUGGCAUUAAGUUGGUUGAAGGUGACUUACAGAUUAUACGGUCUGUUCAAAACGAAAAUGAACAUUUGAAAUCUAAUACUGACGGUACCUGUAUCGUUUUACUUGAUACCGAGAAUGACCCUCAGUUGCAAUCUGAAGGUUUGGCUCGCGAGGUUAUUAACCGUGUUCAGCGUCUUCGCAAAAAGAGUCAAUUGCAGGUCACCGACGACGUUCGCAUGACUUAUUCUUUCAAAAAUGAUACUAUUGGGUUAGAAAAAGCUAUUGAGGCAAAUGAUGCUUUGUUUACCAAGAUUUUGCGUCGGGGUAUCGAAAAAGGUACCGAAAAUAAGCAAUCCGGCUUAAUUGCCGCAGAAGAACAAGAUGUUCAAGGUGCUUCUUUCGUUUUAAGUCUUCUUAAGCUCUAG
Messenger RNA from Schizosaccharomyces osmophilus, 3195 nucleotides. It is a transcript of the gene irs1, whose product is annotated as cytoplasmic isoleucine-tRNA ligase Irs1. Lineage: Eukaryota; Fungi; Ascomycota; Schizosaccharomycetes; Schizosaccharomycetales; Schizosaccharomycetaceae. The record is from RefSeq and is a predicted model, not a curated record. The transcript has a single exon. Gene Ontology annotation, biological process: isoleucyl-tRNA aminoacylation. Gene Ontology annotation, molecular function: isoleucine-tRNA ligase activity; tRNA binding; ATP binding. The coding region runs from base 1 to 3195 and encodes 1064 amino acids.